Rubroshorea leprosula is the source of this 1159-nucleotide messenger RNA. Lineage: Eukaryota; Viridiplantae; Streptophyta; Magnoliopsida; Malvales; Dipterocarpaceae. The record is from the annotation of a GenBank genome assembly.
UCUGACCAGGAAAUUAACACACUUUUCAAACACGUUAAGGUCUCUUCUUUUACCCGUCCGCUUGCUUCUAUCUGUGAAGUAGAAGAUGAAGAAACGCACGGUGUACGCAUGGGGAGUGGCGAUUUUGUCUUUCAUAGUUCUGAUGAUCGUCACUCCGGCAAUCCCCCAGUCUGAGGAGUACCAUGAUUUUGCCGAUAAACGAGAAUUCUUGGGCAUACCAAAUACAUUGAACGUGGUGUCAAAUUUUCCAUUCCUUGUCAUUGGCCUCGUAGGUCUUGUGCUUUGCUAUUACAAGAACUAUUUCAAGUUCAGCUUGCAAGGUGAGCUAUAUGGUUGGACUUGUUUUUUCAUUGGUGUGGCAGCGGUUGCUGUUGGCUCUUCUUACUAUCAUCUCAAGCCCAAUGAUGCUCGUCUUGUGUGGGAUCGGCUGCCAAUGACUAUUGCAUUCACCUCAAUUAUGGCAAUAUUCAUUAUUGAAAGGAUUGAUGAACAGAAGGGAACAAUUUGUAUCAUACCACUGCUGUUAGCAGGCAUAAUAAGCAUCUUGUACUGGAGGUUUUUUGAUGACCUCCGACCCUAUGCAUUAAUCCAGUUUGUCCCUUGCAUUGCCAUUCCUUUGAUGGCUAUCUUGUUACCUCCAAUGUACACACAUUCUGCGUAUUGGCUUUGGGCAGCAGGAUUCUAUCUUUUAGCUAAAAUAGAGGAAGCCAUGGAUAAAGUAAUAUACGAAUGGACCCAUCAUAUUGUCAGUGGACACACACUCAAGCAUUUGUGUGCUGCAAUGGUUCCUGUCUUCUUGACACUUAUGCUGGCAAAGAGGUCUAUUACAACUGAAAGGAUAAGUCUUUUCACGACAUGGAAAGUCUCAUGGACCAAGGUUAAAGAAAAUGGUUCAGAGGUGGAAAGUUGCACUUGUACCUACACUUCAGUUCCAAUUGAGGAGUCCCAUUGAGUUGUAGUUACACUCUUCUUUUUAAUGAAAUAUGUUGUGUGUAACAAAGCCAACAGAUCCUACUCACUUACCAUACUUUGCUUCUGUAAAUCAACUCUCUGCACAAGUAGUAAAAUCCCUUAAUAGAGCAUAUUUCAUUUUGAUAUGUAACUCAUCUAGUCAUCUCCUCCCUCAAUAUCAAUUUACUGUUGUCUUCAUUUUUUGUUU